CAUAACAUAACCUUACUUAUUCCAAAUUAUCAGAUAAUAUUCAAUUCGUUUACCGCUCAACCGUUUCUUGGGUUUUCUUAAAAUUAUUGGCUUAUUCAUAUAAGGUUAUUAUCGUUCAUCAUUUAAAUAUUUAAUUUGUGGCUGAUUUAAAGCAAUUCAAACAUGGCAAACGACAUUGACAAGUUUUUUGAUGCAGCUAUGAAAUACGCUUUACAAGGAGGAGAGUUGAUAAAAAAAGCCAACGAAGAAUCUACAAAGAGUUUUGAAUUCAAAUUGAGUGCCAUUGAUCUAGUGACAGAAACUGAUAAAGCUGUUGAAAAACUACUCAUUGAAGGAUUGUCGAAAGAUUUCCCUGAUCACAAGUUCAUCGGUGAAGAAUCGUCUGAGAGCAAGAUAACCCUGACUGAUGACCCAACAUGGAUCAUUGAUCCGGUUGAUGGAACCAUGAAUUUCGUCCAUGGAUAUCCGAACGUCUGCAUUUCAAUUGCUCUAGUUAUCAACAAAGUGACUGAAAUCGGAAUUAUUUACAAUCCAUUCAUCAACUGGAAUUUUACUGCGAAAAGGGGUCGUGGAAGCUUUCUCAACGAUAAGAAAAUCAGCGUCUCCAAAACAAAAGAAUUAUCUUUGGCCCUGAUUGGAUUCGAAUUGGGAACAAGUCGUAAUGAGGAGAAGGGAAAAGUAGUCCUGGAGAAUGUUAAUCGUUUAGCUCCUGUAGUCCAUGGGAUACGUUCGGCUGGGUCAUGCGCAAUGAACAUGGCUCUGGUAGCUAUGGGUGCAUCAGAUGCUUACUAUGAGUUUGGCGUGCAUGCUUGGGAUUACGCUGCCGGUGAUAUCCUAGUCAGAGAAGCUGGUGGAGUCGCCAUCGAUCCUGCUGGUGGUCCACUUGAUCUACUAAGCUGCAGAAUGCUAUGUGCUGCAACCCAGGAGCUAUCCCGUGAACUGGUCGAUAUAAUUGUCCAGUACUACCCCAAGAGAGACGACCAAUAAUUCCCUAACAAACUGCAACUAAAACAUUGUCAUCCUUAUAGAAUUCUUAAACUGUGUGCCAUAUUGUAAACAUAAUCACCAACAAACUGGAAUUCAAAAAUUGUCAUUGUUGAAGAAUAAUAAUAAUUUUAUAUUA
Messenger RNA from Nilaparvata lugens (brown planthopper), 1123 nucleotides. RefSeq names its product inositol monophosphatase 1. Gene Ontology annotation, biological process: phosphatidylinositol phosphate biosynthetic process; inositol metabolic process; signal transduction. The coding region runs from base 163 to 987 and encodes 274 amino acids. Gene Ontology annotation, molecular function: inositol monophosphate 1-phosphatase activity. The record is from RefSeq and is a predicted model, not a curated record. NCBI's taxonomy places the organism in Eukaryota, Metazoa, Arthropoda, Insecta, Hemiptera, Delphacidae. The transcript has 6 exons.